Messenger RNA from Cryptomeria japonica (Japanese cedar), 2421 nucleotides. RefSeq names its product MLO-like protein 9. Gene Ontology annotation, biological process: defense response. Gene Ontology annotation, cellular component: membrane. The transcript has 15 exons. The coding region runs from base 530 to 2113 and encodes 527 amino acids. NCBI's taxonomy places the organism in Eukaryota, Viridiplantae, Streptophyta, Pinopsida, Cupressales, Cupressaceae. The record is from RefSeq and is a predicted model, not a curated record.
UCUGUCUGAAUUCAGAACUUAAGAAGGAAGAGGACAAUCAUUUUGGGCAUCGAUUCAUUGAGUUUUCCUGGGUAUAGUUAGGGAACUAAUUAUGAGAGUUCAAUGUAUGCUUCAGGAUAAGUUGACAAGAUUUUUAGUGAGUUGGGUUUGCUCCACUUGAGGGCCUUCAAAUAAAUCAGUGGGACUUGUUCUUAGCAUUGGAAAUCUUGAGUUUGAGCCUUAGGACUCGUUCUUAGUAUUGGAUAUAUUGAAUUUGAUCCUCAGAAUUAGGCUGAGUAUUUUGUGAGUUGCAGUUCCUCUGCUCGAAUUCUGAGUUUCAGAAGAACAGGGUAUUCAAUUUGCUGAUCGAUUCAUUUGAGCUAGUUAAUUAUACUUUCUUAGAGAGGAAAAAGUUGGGGCCAGUUUGGAGUAUUGAAUAUAAGAAUUAAGGUUAUUGUGAGGAAGUUUUGAACUAGCAAUAAUUUGAGAGUAGCUCUGAAUAGUGUAUAACAUUGAAGAAGGAAGCAGCAUUCCUGAAAAGAAGCCAAACAUGGCAGGAGCUAAAGGACGAUCUUUGGAGGAAACUCCUACAUGGGCAGUUUCAGUUGUUUGUCUUGUAUUCAUUGUCAUUUCCAUAACACUUGAACAACUUAUUCAUGGUGUUGGCAAGAGGCUUUUGGCGCGAAAAAAGAAUUCCUUGUAUGAAGCACUUGAUAAGAUCAAAUCAGAAUUGAUGCUUAUGGGGUUCAUCUCCCUCCUAUUGACGAUUGGAGAGAAGCCUAUUUCCAUGAUCUGUAUAUCGAAAGAAAUAGCUGACUCUAUGCUUCCCUGUGACAAGAAGAAAGUUUCAAAGUUGAAAUGUGAUAUCGUCUCGAUUAAUCCCUCUGGGUGUAUGGAUGAUCACUGUAAAAAACAUGACAAAUAUCCUCUCGUCUCCAAGGAUGGCAUGCACCAACUCCACAUCUUCAUCUUUAUAUUGACAGUUUUACAUGUCUUAUUCAGCGUCCUAACCAUGGCCUUAGCAAGAGCAAAAAUGAGGCGUUGGAAAUCAUGGGAGAAGGAAACCCAAACAAUGGAAUAUCAAUUUUCAAAUGAUGCUGCAAGAUUCAGAUUUACCCAUGAAACUUCAUUCGUAAGGCGCCACACAACUUUCUGGAGCCCAACUCCGGUUCUUAAAUGGAUUGUAUGCUUCUUUCGACAAUUCUUUUGGUCGGUAUCUAAAGUUGAUUACCUUGCUUUACGCCAUGGCUUCAUUGUGGCCCACUUGGCUCCAAAUAGCAAGUUUGAUUUUCAGAAAUAUAUAAAGAGGUCUCUGGACGAUGACUUCAAGGUGAUAGUUGGAAUCAGCCCUCCAUUGUGGGCAUUUGCUGUGGUCUUUUUGCUUCUUAAUGUGUCUGGGUGGUAUGCUUACUUUUGGCUCUCUUUCGUGCCCUUAUGCAUAAUUCUGUUAGUUGGAAUGAAACUACAAGUUAUAAUAACAGAGAUGGCCAUAGAAAUCCACGAGAGGCAUGCUGUAGUCAAAGGAGAGCCACUAGUGCAGCCGAGUGAUGAACGGUUCUGGUUCAAUCGCCCAAAGUUGGUUCUCUCUCUGAUACAUUUUACUCUCUUCCAGAAUGCUUUCCAGAUUGCUUUCUUUUUAUGGAUAUGGUAUAAGUUUGGCCUGAAGUCCUGUUUCCAUUCAAAUUUCCCAUUUAUCAUAAUCAGAGUUGCAAUGGGGAUCGCCGUGCAGUUUUUGUGCAGCUAUAUUACACUUCCUCUAUACGCACUUGUGACACAGAUGGGAUCUCACAUGAAGAAGGCUAUAUUCGAAGAGCAGACAGCAAAUGCACUAAAGAAAUGGCAUCAAAGUGCCAAGAAAAAUAGGAAGAAAAACAAAAGGCCUGAAUUCUCUGGAUUUCGAAGUGGUGAAACAACUCCCGACCAGGGGUCAUCACCGAUCCACUUGCUCCACAAGUGUAAAACAAUGGGAGAUAUUGAAUGUCCAGAAAUCUCUGGAAGAAAUUAUUGUUCAGACCAUGAAGCAUUAAAUUAUGAGAUGGAACAGAUUUCUCCUUCUCCUCCUCAUCCUCUUUCCUCCCAGCAUACUCGGACAGUUUCGACUUUUAAGACAGAGAAGAACACAGAGGCAACAUGACAACAGUCCACUGCAAAAGAGACCGAGGUCAAAACCACUAAUUUCUCUUUUCCAAUGUAAACUGCUGAAAUGCUAUGAGACUAUAGAAGCCUUCAUCAAAGAUCUAUCAUAUCCCUACAUAUCCUAUAUCAUCUCAUGUCUUGAUGUAAUUUGGAUGAAGGCAGAACCUUAGCAUUAAGAUUAUGAUCGUUCUUUUAUUUUAAUGUUUGUAUAGGUUUAAUGAUAAAUAGUAUUAAUCUAAUACUUUAAUUGUCUAUUGGUGUAAUUAGAGGGGAGAGCUAUGAAUUUAAUAGUUUCAUUUUUAUUUA